AGAUGAAGGAAGGAUCGACGUUUCUCGUCUUGGAGUGCUUAAAGCUGUGACGAAAGGGUAGGAUGCCAUCUUCUUCGAUUAACAGAUCCUCUUGUGCUCGCUUUCUUUUGCCUUUCUUGUUCACCAAUACAAGUGGGAGGACAUGAAGAGCGGAGAAGAAGAAGAAGAAGAGAAGAAGAAAAACAGGAGAAGCAGUGAUGGAUCAAAUAGACCCGGAGUCACAGUUUCUUGCUUCAAAGCAGGAGACAGGUUACGAAUGGGAACUCUUCAAGGAAAAUGUGAGACCUUUGAAGAGAGGCCGAAACGUUCGCCUCUUGAACGACGCCCUCAAAUCCCACAACCACAAUCAACUCAAGAAGUCUCUUCUUGAGACUCGAAGGAGGUUGAUUGAGGCAAUUGAUGACUAUAAAGGGGAUGAUCCUCUCCUGCCAUGGCUCGAGUGUAUUAAAUGGGUUCAGGAGUCAUUUCCGCCUGGUGGAGAUUGCUCAGGACUGAUAUUAAUAUAUGAGCAAUGUGUGCGUGCCUUUUGGCAUUCAGAUCUUUACAAGGACGAUCUUCGCUACCUCAAAGUGUGGCUGGAAUAUGCUGAAAACUGUGCUGAUGCGGAAGUCAUUUACAAUUUUCUUGACGCAAAUGAAAUUGGAAAGUCACAUUCUGCAUUCUAUGUUGCAUAUGCUUUACAUAUGGAGUCCAAGUCUAAGAUGAAGGCUGCAAAUGACAUAUUUGAUCUUGGGAUAUCUAGAGAGGCUCAACCAAUAGAAAAAUUGAAGGACGCCUACAAGAAAUUUCUCAUGAGAUCAAUGAGAAGACCAAAAGUUGUGGAGGAUGCCUCUGGAGAAAAUAACUUGCCAGUCCGAAGCUUUGGAACUGUGUUGGCCAGCGCAGAAAACAGGAGGCACAAUAUGGAGAAUUCAGAUAUUUCCAGGAACAGAUUGAAUCUAGACAGGGCUCAAAAGACCCCCCUUUCUAUUUAUAAGGACUCAAAUACUGAUAUUUUGCUGGGACAUCAAUCUGGCAAGUCAAAAACAGAUUUCAAUCCUUGGAACAAUCUUGGAGCUCGAGCUGAGAGAAACAAAGAAAAUAAUGCAAAACCUGCCAAGUGGACAACUCACAAGAUUCCACAAAGACCAGGGCCUAGAGCUGGUGGAGCGACUCCAAGCACCUGCAUUGAAGUAUUUGUUGAUGAGGAGUGUGCGGAACAAGACAGAUCACACGGUGAUAGUGGCAAGUCUUCAACUUUGCAGCUCAGACAGGGGGAUGGCCUAGACAUCAAAAAGGAGACAGAAUUGUUGAGGGAGAACCCGUUACGCAAUUUCCCUUUAAGCAGCCUUCCUAGAUGAUGCAUGAGUUGAUUACACUUCUCAAAAAUGUUGUAUGAGGUGGCAUGGAUCAGCUUUUAUCUCUAAAGCUUGAUCUCUGUCAGUUUAUUUUGUUUUCAGAUUCUUUAAUUACUUAGGUUUUGUUUCCCUGGAGCUAUCCAUUGUUUGAGAACAGCAUGAAUAUUACUUAGAAAAAUUGAUUCUGUGUUGAUCA
Molecule: messenger RNA, 1533 nt
Organism: Hevea brasiliensis (rubber tree)
Lineage: Eukaryota; Viridiplantae; Streptophyta; Magnoliopsida; Malpighiales; Euphorbiaceae
Product: mitotic spindle checkpoint protein BUBR1
Exons: 12
Coding region: 198-1340 (380 amino acids)
Biological process (GO): mitotic spindle assembly checkpoint signaling; meiotic sister chromatid cohesion, centromeric
Molecular function (GO): protein kinase activity
Source: RefSeq, a predicted model, not a curated record